AUGAAGCUCAACAUCUCCUACCCCAACAAUGGAACCCAGAAGUUGAUCGAGGUCGACGAUGAGCGCAAGCUCCGCGUCUUCAUGGACCGCCGCAUGGGUCAAGAAGUCCCUGCCGACAGCAUUGGCGACGAGUUCAAGGGCUACAUCGUCAGGAUCACUGGCGGUAACGACAAGCAAGGUUUCCCGAUGAAGCAGGGUGUCAUGCACCCAACUCGUGUCCGCCUCCUCCUCGCUGAGGGCCACUCCUGCUACCGCCCCCGCCGCACUGGUGAGCGCAAGAGGAAGUCCGUCCGUGGAUGCAUUGUCGGCAUGGACCUCUCUGUCCUUGCUCUCAGCAUCGUCAAGAAGGGUGACGAGGACAUUCCCGGCCUGACCGACAUUGUCCACCCCAAGCGCCUCGGUCCCAAGCGUGCCACCAAGAUCCGCCGCUUCUUCGGUCUCAGCAAGGAAGAUGAUCGGAUUGAGUCUCGCUCGUCCUGCUACAAGCAGCGUAUUGAGUCUGAGCAACAAGAAGUCCGCAAGUUUGUCAUCCGCCGUGAGGUCCAGCCCAAGAAGGAGGGCGCGAAGCCCUACACCAAGGCCCCCAAGAUCCAGCGUCUUGUUACUCCUCAGCGUCUCCAGCACAAGCGUCACAGGCUGGCACUCAAGCGCCGUCGCGCGGAGGCUUCCAAGGAUGCUGCCAACGAGUACGCUCAGAUCCUUUCCAAGCGCAUCAACGACGCCAAGGCCGCACACGACGAGGCCCGCAAGAGGAGGGCGUCUUCCAUGAAGCACUAG
This is a messenger RNA of Alternaria burnsii, 777 nucleotides long. RefSeq names its product 40s ribosomal protein s6. Gene Ontology annotation, cellular component: ribosome. Bases 1 to 777 code for a protein of 258 amino acids. Gene Ontology annotation, molecular function: structural constituent of ribosome. Gene Ontology annotation, biological process: translation. Lineage: Eukaryota; Fungi; Ascomycota; Dothideomycetes; Pleosporales; Pleosporaceae. The record is from RefSeq and is a predicted model, not a curated record. The transcript is spliced from 4 exons.